Molecule: messenger RNA, 4584 nt
Organism: Trematomus bernacchii (emerald rockcod)
Lineage: Eukaryota; Metazoa; Chordata; Actinopteri; Perciformes; Nototheniidae
Gene: gpr155b
Product: G protein-coupled receptor 155b
Biological process (GO): transmembrane transport; intracellular signal transduction
Cellular component (GO): membrane
Source: RefSeq, a predicted model, not a curated record
AGCUGUCAGAUGCAGAGCUUCUCCUCUAAAACGGCCGAAAACACGGCAGGACAGAUGAAUAUCGGACAUUUGUGAACAAAAGCAGUCUUUUAGAAACAAAGAGUGCUGAUCCUCCCCAACCAUCUAGCGGACCAUCGGACCCCCAUCAUAUCAUCAUCAUGGAGGCCGCCAACAGCUACGUGCUCAUCCACGGGAAGAACAUAUCCCAAAAUACCCUGGCAGGCUCUGCAGCCGGGCCCCACAUGUCCAUCGAUAAGCUGUUCCCGGCUCUCCUCGAGUGCUUUGGCAUCAUAUUGUGUGGCUACAUAGCUGGCAGGGCAGAUAUCAUCACACAGAGCCAGGCGAAGGGUUUGGGGGCCUUUGUGUCUAAAUUCGCUCUUCCAGCUCUGCUCUUUAAAAACAUGGUGCUUCUGGACUUUGGAGACGUCAUCUGGGCGUUUCUCUGGAGCGUCCUGGUCGCUAAGGUGACGGUGUUUGCGCUGGUGUGUGUUCUGACUCUGAUGGUGGCCAGUCCAGAGUGCAGAUACAGCAAGGCGGGUCUAUACGCCAUCUUUGCUACGCAGAGCAAUGACUUCGCCUUAGGAUACCCCAUAGUUGAUGCUUUGUAUCGGAGCACAUAUCCAGAGUACCUGCAGUACAUCUAUCUCGUUGCCCCGGUUUCUCUCAUGCUGCUCAAUCCCAUCGGCUUCGCUCUGUGUGAGGUGCAGAAGUGGAAGCAGACCAACCAUUCACACAGCACUAAGCGCAUCGUGGGAGUCGUAGUCCUACAGGUGAUGAAGAACCCCAUAGUGUUCAUGGUGAUAAUAGGGAUCCUCUCCCACUUUGCACUGGGCCAGCAGAUCCCCGCCGUGCUCUCUCAGUUCAUCGACGGCCUGGCCAACUCUUUUGGAGGAGCGGCUCUGUUUUACCUCGGCCUCACUAUGGUCGGCCAGCUUAGGAAACUCACCAGAGACACCGGAGUCGCCUUGAUUCUCCUCAUCACAGCCAAACUCCUGGUGAUGCCUCUGGUGUGUAAAGACAUGGUGGAUAUUCUGGAUGUUGGAGUGAACAGCACCAGCUCCAAUCACACCAGUCUGUCUAACUUUGCUUUCCUGUAUGGAGUCUUCCCAACGGCCCCCAGUGUGGCCAUCUAUGCUGCACACUACAACCUCGAGCUAGAGGUGGUGACAUCCGGGAUGGUGAUCAGUACAUUUCUGUCGGCUCCCAUCAUCUACGUGUCGGCAUGGUUACUAACGAUCCCUCUGAUGGACCCCGCCCCCCUGGUGACUGAACUGCAAAACGUUAGCUUCAACAUUAGCAUCGUUAGCCUGCUAGCACUGGUGUGGACCAUAGUGGUGAUGUUGCUAAGCAGGAAGUUCAACAGACUCCCUCACCUCUUUGCCUUAAAUCUCUUCCUCGCUCAGUUUUUGGUGUGUGUCAGUAUGAUCCUGUGGAACUUCUUGGCGACACAAGAGGACAAUCUGCUGGGAAAGAUCCUCACCUUCAGUCUGCUCUACGGCUCUCUGUACAGCACCUACAUCUGGACAGGUUUAAUCCCUCUGUGUCUCGCUCUGACAAACAGAAAUGAUCUGCUGAGACUCAGACCAGGAAUAUUCAUGGCUUUGGGUUGGGGGGUUCCCUUCCUGAUGGUGGGAGGUCUUCUGUUAUUAGGAGAAAGGACUGAUUCUAUAGACUCUGCCUUUUUCUACGGUAGAGCUCAGAUAAUCAGCUCCACGGUGGUUCUGGCGGUCAGCCUGCUGCUCGGAGCGAUCUCUCUGAUGGGGCUCAGCCAGGGGGAGAGGGAGCAGAGCGGCUACGAGGCCCUGAACAGAGCCGCUGUGACGGGCCUCAGCGAAGAGCCCAGGACCAACGCUGCUCUGGAAGAUCCACAACAACAACAACAACAGCAACAAGAGACGAUUACCUCACCGGCCUACAGUUCCAACUCAGAGCUCCACGGUUUCUCUCCUCUCCAGCCAAUCCCUGACAUGAUAGCCAGCACGCAGACAGAGCUGUCCAACGGCACAGGCCACAGUGGGGCGCUGUUUGACGGGCUGCCGAACUCCUCCUCUGAGCAGCCGCUGAACCUGCCCCCCCCCGGGCUGCAGCCCACUGAUGACAAACAGACGGUCAGACACGCUCUGCUCUGCCUGCUGCUGUUCGUCAGCCUGCUAGCGAAUCUGUCCAGCUGUCUGUGGUGGCUGUUCAACAAAGAUCCAGGGAGACUCUACCUGGAACUGCAGUUCUUCUGUGCCGUGGCAAACUAUGGACAGGGCUUCCUGUCCUUUGGGAUCUUCGGUCUGGACAGACAUCUCAUCAUCCUGCCCUUCAAGAAGAAGUUUCUGUGGCUGUGGCAGGGCAGGGAGGCGGAGGAUUUGAGUCCCUCAGGUGUACCGGAGGAAGUCAGACUCACCUGUACGCAGUUUGUCCGAUACCACAAAGACCAGUGUGUUCAGGACAUAGUUCACACACGCAGGUUUGAAGAACCACAGGAGGAAGGUGGGGCUUUGAGACAUUCCCCCUCCCAUCAUCCUCUUCAUCAGGAGAUUCCAGAUGAAACCAGCGCCGGAUUAUCGCUUCCAUCCCAACUCCAGAGUAAAAACCAAGCACAUGUUUCCAUCUCUGAGGAGCAGAUUCCCCCGUCUACUGACACAGAUAAUCCUCCCCUCCUACACCAGCAUGGUCUCCAUCAACACGCCACCAUUGAGAGUGUGUUUCGAGGCAGUGAUUUAGUGGACUGGCUGGUUUCGAGGGGCUUGUGUUCGGAGAGGACGGACGCCAUAUUGUACGGAGUUCGCCUUCAGCAGGGAGGAGUGUUGGAUCGACUGCACAGAUUCAGAGACGAGCCCUCGCUGAUGUACUGCUUCACAGAAGAGUAGGGGCUACAUCAUGUGAGAGGGAGCGAGAGGGCUGCACAAUUUAUUAAAAAGUGAUCGUGAUAUGGACUAGUCGUGCGAUAUCAAAUCAACAUUUAUUAUAGCCCCAAAUCACUAGAAAUGUUCAAAGCAAACAAAAGCAAAGACAAAAAUUAAAUACAAACGUCAUAGCAUAAAAAUGAUAAAAACAUUAUACAACAACUUAAGUAUUGCCAUGUGAUAAAAGCAUGUGACUGAAGUGAUGGUAAUGAUGAUGGAAACUAGGUGAUGGAUAUUAGUUUGCAAGGAAGACACAUGCGAACAGAUGGGUUUUGAGUUUGCUUUCAAAGGAGUCAACGGAAAUAGCUUCGCGGACGAUUCCAAAGGAGAGGUGCUCUGAAUGAAAAGGCUCGGAUAUCAAAAUAGCAGGAAGAAAAACAUCUGCUUAUAGUGGCUGGGAGUUGUUUUCGUUUGACUUCAGAACGUUCAAACCUUCUGUGAAUCAGAGGUAAAUCAAAGCGUCUAAAUCCAAAUUGCAUCUUGUACGGUCCACUACCGACUUGACGAUACCAAAACCACGACACUACAAGUAAAUCAAAUAUAUAACUAGGCUGACACGUGUUAUCACAAUCUGAAACGUAUAUGAAUACACGCUUGCAAACAUCCCUGCUUCAAGGCAUAUAUCCGCCUAAACAAUAACAAACAUAGCCUCAGAAUAAUCCAAAAACAUCAAUAUAUAUAAAUCAAUAUUUACUAAAUUACAAAAAUAGUGGUAUCCAUUAAACUGAAAUUCAGUCUUGCCAACAAAGAUUUUUCCCAGAAAUAAAUAUAUGCUAAAUAUUUGUUAAAUAACACUUUGAAUGAAAACAGAUAUGUGUGGUACACAUCCUCUCAAUGAUGAUUGGAAUCAUCCAAUAUCCUGAAACAUAUCGCCAAUAGUUAUUUUUUCCAAAUUGUGGAGCCCUAUUGGUGGAGGUGUUAUAUUUAAAGGUGUGUUUUCCAUUAUUUAUUCAUGGUGUCGGCCUCUUGCUUGUCCACUCCCUGUCGCCAAAAUGUAAAACCACCUGGUUCUGUGAGGCUUUAUUUGCACUCCCUUGAAUAAUGGUAAUAUACACGAUAACUGACAUGCAACGAAACAAGCGCUCCCUUUCUCUCGGCUCCGGAACAACUCCAUUUGAACUAAUAACACUUCUCUAAAUUGAAGUGGCGUUGAUCAUAGUCUUAUCACUGAUCCUAUACAAGAUGUGACAAGUGUUUUUUCUGGAUUCCUGCGAGCCAGCUUACUUCACGUCUUCAUUACGUGAAGGACAACCAAGCUUUGUUUUGUUUUACAAGUUCACGUUCAUCAGCCUCAAAUGUUGUGCCAUUUUGUUUCCUUUGAGCCGAGGAGCUUCUCACUGAAAGGCUUUCCUGCUCGCUCCGUUUGAUCUUGUUUUCGUUCAGAUGACAUUCAAUCAUCUUGCCUGUUUUCCAGUAUUAGAUAUUUUGCACGUUGUGUCUUUGAACCACUCCGGUCUACAGUAUGUUCCCGCAUGAACAGACGGACUUCUGCUCGGCACUGAACAUCUUUGCACUGACUGAUAAUAACCUUCUUCAAGUUUUUUUAAAUUAUGCAACUCACUGGAUGCGUGUCCUGUGAUGAUGCUGCGAGAUGAGAUUUUGUGUUAUACUUGCAUCAUGCUGUCAAUUUGAAACGUUUAUUUAGGACUAUCUGUGGUUAUGCCAUUUAAUAAAUUCAUGGUGGAACAUU